Molecule: messenger RNA, 515 nt
Organism: Desarmillaria tabescens
Lineage: Eukaryota; Fungi; Basidiomycota; Agaricomycetes; Agaricales; Physalacriaceae
Exons: 2
Coding region: 93-392 (99 amino acids)
Source: RefSeq, a predicted model, not a curated record
UUGAAGACAUACAACGGCAGAGGUCAAUAAAGCUUCGGAGUAGCCAUCUCUCAUCACGGCAGAACGCUCGAACGAAGAGGUGGAGGAAGAAUAUGACUCGGAAACACCGUACGGCGACGAAUUAUCCUCGGAUAGUGACACUAGCUAUGACCGACGAGGAAGACAUGUUCAGCCUAAUGAGCAGUGUUCUUGAUCAACGGUCCACUUGGGGAAUCCCUGAGCCUUUUAUUGGAAUUAUCCCGCCAAAAACGGGGUUCGUUGGCCGAGUAGUGCUGAGUUGGCUUGAUGAAGAGCGCGCGGACCCUGACAUUCUACAGGUGGUUCGAUUUGCGUGUGGAGAUGAGACGCGUACACUCCUCGUCAGGAGUGUACGAUCUUACGGACCCAGUUAGUGUCUCAAAUUUGGGCAAUCAUCAUUAGCUUUCGCGCACAUGUCCAGGGAAUCAUGGCCCAAUGCAAAACCCCGACGUUCAAACAACCUUCUUAGAGAUCGGACAACAUCGACGUUGACACUU